CUGUGUGCAGGUUCAACGACUUCAUUUAUUUCUGUCUGACCGGCUUCUGCUCGAAUAAGGACCGGUUCUUUUGGACGGUUUUUUUUUUUUGUUCUUCUUUCUCUGAUCGAAGCGGCUCGGUUCCCGGUUAUCGUCGUGCGAAUCUUCUGUUCCCAAGGAAUGCCCAGAGAGCUGACGCAGAACAGAAUCCAAAAGAUCUGGGUUCCCACCAAAGAUGAUAAGCCGGCGCCCCGGAGAGCACGUAGUGGCGCCCCACACUUUGCCAACCCACCCACCGUCAUUGUGAUGGUCGGCCUGCCAGCUCGAGGCAAGACUUACAUGUCCAAAAAACUCACCCGCUACCUCAACUGGAUUGGCAUGCCCACCAAAGUCUUUAAUGUGGGAGAGUACCGCAGGGAGGCAGUGAACUACAGCUCUUACGACUUCUUCAAACCCGAUAACGAGUGUGCCCUGAAAAUCAGACAGCAGUGUGCCUUAGCAGCCUUGAGAGAUGUCAAGUGCUACCUGAAGGAUGAAGGAGGCCAAGUUGCGGUUUUUGAUGCCACAAACACGACAAGGGAAAGGCGCAAGAUGAUCCUCUCGUUUGGCCGAGAGAACAAUUUCAAGAUCUUUUUCAUCGAAUCUGUGUGUGACGAUCCGAGCGUGAUUGCCACAAACAUCAUGGAAGUGAAGGUGUCAUGUCCUGACUACCGGGACUGCAACAAGACUGAUGCCAUGUUGGACUUCCAGAGAAGAAUUGAAUGCUACAAAGCCAGUUACCAACCUCUGGAUCCUGAUCAACAUGACAGGAAUCUGUCUUUUAUAAAGGUCAUAGACGUGGGACGCAGGUUUCUGGUCAACCGGAUCCAGGAUCACAUCCAGAGUAAAAUCGUCUACUACCUGAUGAACAUCCACGUGCAGCCUAGAACCAUCUACCUGUGCCGACAUGGAGAGAGCACUGAUAACAUGGAGGGGCGGCUGGGCGGCGAUGCCGGCCUCUCUGCACGAGGCAGACAGUUUUCAGCUGCUCUGGCUCAGUUUGUGGAGGAGCAGAAGCUAAAAGAUCUUAAGGUUUGGACGAGCCAACUGUGCCGCAGCAUCCAGACCGCCGAGCACCUGAGAGUCCCGUAUGAACAGUGGAAGGUUCUCAACGAGAUAGAUGCAGGAAUAUGUGAGGAGAUGACCUACGAUGAGAUGAAGGAAAAGUUUCCAGAGGAGUUUGCUUUGAGAGAUGAAGAUAAAUAUUAUUAUCGCUACCCCGCCGGAGAGUCUUACCAGGACCUGGUCCAGCGGGUGGAGCCUGUCAUCAUGGAGCUGGAGCGGAUGGGGGACGUGCUGGUUAUCUGCCACCAGGCUGUGAUGCGCUGCCUAUUGGCCUAUUUCCUCGACAAGAGUGCAGAGGAGAUGCCCUAUCUGAAGUGUCCACUCCACACAGUUCUGAAGCUCACCCCAGUGGCCUAUGGGUGCAAAGUGGAGUCGAUCUUUCUAAUGGUGGACGCGGUGAACACCCAUCGAGACAGACCAGAGGAGGUGAAGAGAGGUCCUGGUACACUGAUCAGGAGGAACAGCAUAACUCCUCUUACCAGCCCCGAGUCAAAUAUCAAGAAACCGCGCAUUGAUGACCUAGACGAGGAUGCGAUCCCGGGGCUGCACCCUCCCGUUGCCUCACUCUGCAGCCCAACACACAUCCCACUGGCUCUGACUGGACAGAACUUAAAGGGAAAGUCAUCCGGUUGUCGUGAUGUGCUGCUGACCUGCCAAUGAAAUUUCACCGACCUGAGUGGACCACAAAGACCAGAGGACCUGUCUACAAAAACAAAAGGAUCUAUAACUUCAUCAGCCAGACUCUUCAUUAAGGAAGCACUGACUCCUUAAACCUCACUGUAAAUAUUUUCUGAAAUAUGACUGACCUCUUUGUACUGCUACUAUUUUGCACACCGCAUCAUUCCCACCACGGUGACUGAGGUCCCGCCCCACCAUAGAGUGCCUGUAGCACUUCUUUCAUAAACCUCAUGGUCUUGCUGUCUCAUUGGACUGAGAAACUCCACAUGCUGUGUAUAUUUUACAUAGCUUAUUUAUUUUUUUGUUCAAUGCCGCAUACAUCAGUUUUCUUAUAUUUAAAGGUUUUGUUUAAUUUUGUUAUAUGCUAACCAGAAACUUUUUUUUUUUUUACAAUGCGUCCUGUUAAUAAUAUAAAUGUUAGUGUACAUACAGUCAAUUUAACAAAAGUUUGAUUUUUCUUUCCUCUUUCUACUGUCUGGUUUGAAAGGAAGACACGAUUGGUGAAGGUUUUCCCCAAGAUACUUGAAACAUGUUUUUUUUGUAAGAACUGUUAUACUCUUAUUUAUUUAUAUGUAGUGUUUGGAGUGAGAGCACAUUCUUUUAUUCCAUGUUGUAUUGUUGAUUUUUACAUCUGUUGGACCAAUAAAAGUCACAUUUAGGAAGUAUAAGUGG
Molecule: messenger RNA, 2433 nt
Organism: Thalassophryne amazonica
Lineage: Eukaryota; Metazoa; Chordata; Actinopteri; Batrachoidiformes; Batrachoididae
Gene: pfkfb3
Product: 6-phosphofructo-2-kinase/fructose-2,6-biphosphatase 3
Exons: 14
Coding region: 160-1743 (527 amino acids)
Biological process (GO): fructose 2,6-bisphosphate metabolic process; fructose metabolic process
Cellular component (GO): cytosol
Molecular function (GO): 6-phosphofructo-2-kinase activity; ATP binding; fructose-2,6-bisphosphate 2-phosphatase activity
Source: RefSeq, a predicted model, not a curated record